Acinonyx jubatus (cheetah) is the source of this 6017-nucleotide messenger RNA. It is a transcript of the gene MAP6D1, whose product is annotated as MAP6 domain containing 1. Gene Ontology annotation, molecular function: microtubule binding; calmodulin binding. The record is from RefSeq and is a predicted model, not a curated record. Lineage: Eukaryota; Metazoa; Chordata; Mammalia; Carnivora; Felidae. Gene Ontology annotation, cellular component: cis-Golgi network; microtubule; Golgi-associated vesicle. The transcript has 3 exons. Gene Ontology annotation, biological process: microtubule cytoskeleton organization; regulation of microtubule cytoskeleton organization; cytoskeleton-dependent intracellular transport. The coding region runs from base 3296 to 3871 and encodes 191 amino acids.
UUCUUGCAUUUCUGCUUACUCACCUACCCCUUUCUUUGGUUGGUCUACAGGUUUAAAAAAAAAAACAAACGUUAAGAGUAUCUCCUGUCUGGCUUGGUCUGAAACAACAGCUGUAGUAUUUUCUACAUUUUCCCAAGAAAGGUAAUGUUUUGUGGCAGUGAGUGGCAUAUACAAAAAGCUAUUUUUAGGCUUUGCUUUCUAGGUUAAAAUUGUAGCUAAAUUAAGAGUUAGAAGGAACUAUCACGGAUAACCCAGACUUGAAUCUGAGCCUGACUGCGUCUUACAUUUGAAAACGUACACUCUUGAACUGAAGCAUCUUACUGAAAUAGACAGUGGUCAUUGUAACACCUUCACUAUAGCAGAACUCUUGUUGCCCUCGUGAUUGAAAAUUACUUCUAAGAAAUGCCUUUUGAAUUUAAAAGUAUUUGUUGAGAAGAUUUACAGGAGAGUUUUCAGUCUUUCAGUGGCCUUGAAAGGUAAUGCAAGAUCUUGCACCUUGCAUGGGAGAGGAGCACAGCCAUCUGUAUUGUAUGGUGCUGGGCAUGGAGCAUUGGGCUGUAGGGAAAGGAGUCGUGCCACCUCACGUGGUGUUGAGAGCUGAAUGGCAGUAUGUGCCUGCACAUAGGAAUUGUCCAGGAUUGGGCGAUUCUUUAUAUUUUUCCCCCAGAUUCUUCUCUAGUAUGAAGUGCCGCUUUUUACCAGGCAGAAAGGAUUCUAUUCUAAACUAAUAUCACAUCCAGGAGAGAGUUUUUUAACCCAACCCUCAUUUUGCCAGGAAGGAACCAAGGUGGCUGCAUGUGGGAACUGCUCAGGGUCACACUGCUGUGCUUUGACAUUUCUGACUACAUUAUGCUAACAACCCUGUGACAUACAGAUGAGGCAAGAAGCAUUUUUCAGAGUUGGGAUGGGAGGCUGAGAUCACAUGGACAUUCCGUAUGGAGUCCACAGUGAAAUUUAUGUCUUGCUGUGGGAAGGCUAGGAGCACAGGCCAUGAAAACGCGUCUCUUCCUGCUUUGUGAUGGUUAGGGAAGGAACACUGAGAAGGUCAAGUCCCUUAAGUCACUUCUCUGUCCAUAACAUACCUCAGUGCUGGAGGCUUUGAACAGCCCAAGUGCCAUUGUCUCUGUGAAUGGCAUUGUGAAGGGUCAGAGCCCAGCUCUGGAAGCCCCAGCCUUACUGUCUACAGCUUUGGCGCUGGUCCCUGCUCUUUGCCCACUAGGGUGUUUGCUCACUUUGGCUUCUCUGCUGACGUGAGCACCCGAAGGCUGUGCUCCACCUGGCUCCUGUGCCUCUCAGGCCGUGCCGCCUCUACUGGUCUGGUAAGUGUGGUGUCCCUAGGGAUGCGGCUCUCCUCUCCCUGCACUUCCCCUGGCUUCAGUUUUCUUCAUGAGCAUGUCUUCUGAGCUCCAGGCCCACAGACCACCUCCGUCCUCAGUACGUGCAUCUUCUGCGUGCCAGGUAUGGUCUCAGGUGCUGAGACCCCACUGCACAGGCUGGCACCUCAGAUAUCACUCCUGGCUUUAAGGGGCAGUCUCACCAACUGGAAGCCAGAGACAGAGCCAUUCUAGACUUCCUUCCCUCAUCUCUUAUUUCUAGAAUCCAAUGCCCCUUCCAUUUCCAGUGCCUGUGCCUUAGUUCAGUCCCUUGUCUCCAACCUGAACUGUUGAGACUGUUCUCCAGCUGGUCUCUAAAAUUUCCUUGUGUGUCUUCAUCUGGCCACAUAGUGCUAAAACACUUCCGUCCUUCCCUUGUGUGUCCCCCGUGAAAAGCUUUCAGUAUGGCUCCUGAGGCUUGCCCGGUCCCAUCUCUGCUGCCUUUUGCUGAACUUCCCGACCCCCUACCCUGCAUUUCCACCCUGACCCAGGGCCCCUCAUUACAGGUGGCGAGGCCAGCCUCCCCACCCUCUUUCCACUUGCCUUAAUCCAGUUGUUGCUGCCCUACUACACUUAAUCUUCUGGGGCCCCCAGCAUUAUUCCAGGCACAUAGAAGUGCUCUUGGUUGGUUGAUGGAUGAAGAAAUAGAAGAGCUCCCUUUUUUUUUCUUUUUUCUUUUUUCUUUUUCCUGCAGGACGGAAUACUGCAGUCACCAAAUGUCCCCACUGGCUAACCCCGGGCCCUGGAGCACAGAGGUCACACAAAGACCGCUUACCCCACCCAGGGAGAGCAGGUGUGUAACCUCCCAGUGUCUCCAGUGUGCUUCUCUUGGGUUAUGGUCUGGUGGGGCAGCUGCCCUGUCACCUGCUGUGACUGGAAGCUCAGAGAGGCGAUGGUUUGGGAGAGGAGUCCUGACUGGUCAGGGCUGUACCUGUACUGCAGUUCUUUCUAAGGUGCAGACUGGAUACUGUCCAAGUAUAUGCUUGAGAUGGAGCUGUGGGUAAUUCAUUCUCUUUCAGUAGCUUAAUUAGUCAUUGCUCUGCAGUGCACCUUGAGGUCACAGGUCAAAUGCUCAGGAAGUCUAUUGUGUGGCCAGGGAGUUCGUUCUGAUGCCCUGUCAUGCUUUAAACAGACUGACCUUUAGCCUGAAGGAUUACCCAAACUUUGCUCUGCAAUAAAAAAAGAAUGCCUGCAGGAGGGAAGAGAAUUGUUAAAGCAAAAUGAUCAAAGAUUUGUCGGCAGCUUUAUAAUACUAAACCCUCUGUUGCCGUGCUUUAAAAUUAGGAAUCUUAAAACCCAGGGAAAGGUCAAUUGAGGGCUAAUGCCAGUUCUCAAUGAAAAUUGAAUUGGUUGUUACAAAUUUAGCACCGUAAAGGCAAACAGUGACUCACUGGCCGAUUCAAACACGUGUUCUCUGGGAAGCAUGGCCCCACGUCUGCCCUGUGAUCCCCGCAUCGUGGCACCUCGGUUCUGUGCGCCCGCCCGCAACUCCCCGCGGAGCAGUCGAGCACAAAUGCAGGACCGCCACCCUGGCAGGUGCGGACUGCGGUCAGCAAGGCAUCGUUGCCACCCAGCCCUCGCUCUCUGCGAAGCCAGGUCCGAUUUAGAAGACAGCGUUAAAGGGAACUUGAUUAAAUUAUGAGACCUUCAAGUUGGACGCUGGUAAAUUCCUCCAGGCAGUUUCGGUUGCCUCCGCUCUCCCUUAACCCCCUCCCCUUCUCUGCGCCCAUCCGGACGUGCUCUUCCGCGGCUGUAGCCCAGGCCAAGCGCUGUAGCCGAGCCCUCCACCCUCCCCGGACGGCCACCCCCAGGCCAGGGGGCGGCGCUGCGGCGGCGCGGGGAGGGCCGCGGGGGUGGGGACGCCGGGCGGGGGCGGUGCGGCCGGGAGCGCGGGGAGCCGAGCGGCGGGCACCGGGGCCGGCAUGGCGUGGCCCUGCAUCAGCCGCCUCUGCUGCCUGGCGCGGCGCUGGAACCAGCUGGACCGCUCCGACGUGGCGGUGCCGCUGACCCUGCACAACUACUCGGACCUUGAGAGCGAGGAGCCGGGCCCGGGCGGCGGCGCCUCACGCAGGGGCCCGUCCCCUGCAGGCGCCCGGGACCCUGGCCGGGACGUGCCACUCACUCAGUACCAGCGGGACUUCGGUGUGUGGACGCCUGCGGGGCCCAGGGAUGCGCCGCAGGGGCGGGGGCCCGGUGCGAGCGGCCGCAGGAGCAGGCCCCCCACGGCCCCCAGCCGGGGCGUCUACGUGCUCCCCAUCGGCGACGCGGACGCGGCUGCAGCGGUGACCACGUCGUACAGACAGGAAUUCCAGGCUUGGACUGGAGUGAAGCCAUCGAGAUCCACAAAGGCAAAACCCACCACGGUCCUCACAACCCACAGCUCCGGCUGGGACGGCAGCCCUGGGGUCAGCUUCCAGGCUACUGAGGGGAGGAAGAAGUUCACCCCUAACCCGUCAGCCAUCUUUCAUGCUCCUGCUCCCCGGAUCCUCAACGUGUGACUGCCACCAAGGAAGAGUGCCAUAGUGGAGUCGGAACACAGUGCUGCUGAGAUGGGGAAUGGGGUGAGAUCUUGGGACUGGUUCCCUGCUGUCCCAGGGGAAAGGCCUGUCUUAUGCUGCGGGCACCACUCUCCCCCACUGCCACCCGGACUGCAGGCCUGGUGCAGAGCAGAGGCGCAGAUGGACAUGGCCCCACACAGCUGGGCUCUGGGCCUCAACCAUCCUCUUGUUCCUCAAGGCGAGUAUAGAAGGCUUCAGAUCUUUUUUAAAUUGCCUCUUUUGGCCACCCUUCCGUUUUUAAAUCUGAAGAACUUAAGGAUCAAUUCUGCUGUGAACUGAAUUGGUCCACGGGGGCUGAGGACUAGGGACAGAACAGUUGCUCGAAAGAAACCAGUAAGGUCCACCUUCUUGUUUUCCCAGGCUGCAUGGUAACUUUGUAACCUAUGGCCACCCACAGUACUGUCCUUGGAUAUUCCUACAAAUGGCCCCACCAUUCAGGUUGUAGAAGAAAUCUUAGGUAAUCACCUGCAUGUGACUCAUGAUGCUGAGUAACCAGGAUGACAUUUCCAAAAGGUACAGAGUAUCAGUUAUAUGGUUUCAAUUUCAAAGACAUAUUUUAGGGCCAAGAUGACCCUUACAUUUUAACAAAAGGUUUCUUGUGCUGAGUGCUUUAAGUACUGAGUGAAUGACAUUUACCUUGGGGCUUCUGAGCCCCAUAGUUUAUUACUAAUUCCAGUUUUUUCCCUUAACAGUGGACUAGAAGGGAACAUGGUACACACCUGCUAAGCAUUGGGAGCUUUUUGGGGUAAGAAGUGUCAUUAGCCUUACUCCCUGAGAGACGAGUGUCAUCUCUACCAGCCCCUGGACUCCCACCGUGCUCUCUCAGUCACAGGGAGCUGUGAGGAAGCAGCUGUUGUCUUUGGAAAGCUGCCUCCUUUCCCAGUAAGUCCCAGCCCAUGUGGCCACAGGGAGCCAGCCUGGCCCGGGUUUGCACAGCACAUGGUCAAACCUUCGAAGGAGUUUCUGCCCCUUCUUAUAGAUUAGGGUGCACAAGGUAAUGGCAGUUUUGGGUAAAGGAAACUCAAGGAUUUCCCUUUGGAUCUUUAUCCCGCUCCAGCCCCAAGGGGCUCUGGCGAACAUUUACUUAAGCAGCCCGCAGUGGCACUCAGGUUUCACAGCCCCUGAGAGCUGGAGGGAACCUGGUCCCUCAGAGGGGCUAGCUCUGGCUGGCACAGCCUUCCCUCAGUCCUGCAAAGGAGAUGCUCUGAAUCAUUUUAAAGCCAGAACCCAAAUCAUAUGCUUACACAAAGAGUUCCAUUAUUUCAGACUUCAUUGGUUUGCAUGUUAAAGGUUUCUGAGGGAAAAGAGACUGCCUGCUGCUGUGCAUUCUGUGGGAACUGAACAGAUUAACCGUACAAUCUGAUUUUACUAGAAUGCGAAAAUGCACUGUUACGGUUUGUUAUUUCCUUAAUUAUAAACAUGGAGCACCUUCUCCUAUGUCUUUAUCCUCCUCUUGGUAAUAAGGACUUUAUCAACUACUGCUGGUUGACCCUUGGAGGCUUGCAAAUCUUAGGGACUCCCCCUUGGGACUGCCCUCCACACUGGCGUUGGAUGCAGUACCUCACGGAGAUCACCACCCUCCCCGCAGCCGAGCCCUGGUGCGGUACCUCAGCGGGGUAACGGGGGCCUGCCUCUGGAAAGCAUAGUGCGUGCCCAAGGAACCUUUCUGGAACGUACCAGGACAGCUUUUCACAAAACCCCCAAUCCAAUCAUCGUCCUCACCAUACUUCAUUAGUAGGAGAUCUGGGUUCUGAAGAAGGAACUUCCUCCACCCAUGCUAGGUCUCAGUAAAGCCUGCCCUCAUGUUACUGGAGUGGCCUUCCAAAGCACCUGAGACCGUAGUCUCACCUGUGUGGUGUCAACCCCCAACAUAUGUCCUACACAUCUAUAUAAACUAGAUAAAGAUAGAAAAAUACAUUGGAAUACUAAUGGUGGUUAUCUUCGGGAAGGGGAAUUAUGGGUAACAAAUUUUUUACACCUUGCUAUAUUUGCUAAAGUUUCUACAUAAGCAUUUUUGUAUUAAUUCUGUAAAGAGCAAUGUUUUUAAAAAUAAAAAGUUCAAUCUGUUAGCUAAUUUCAGCCAAAA